AUGCUCAAAACGUUGGCCAUUAACACAUGGCUACUGCUUCAUAACAGACGCUUUCAUGGGUGCCUUCUGAGAUUCAUCCAUCGAUCUCUCCAAAAAUUCAAGAUACCAAUUUUCAUUCACAAUAGAACCUGCCUUAUCUUAAAUCACAGACAUCCUACCAUGCGGUCUAUAGCCAUUUAUGGAAUUUACCUAGCCUGGCUUGCCUUUUCGACAAACUGCGUCAUAGCGGCGCCAACGCCGGCCUUAGCAGAUGUUUCAGUAAAAGCUGGAUGCGCUUGUGCCCAUCACGCCGAAGAAACUCCACUUCUGGGCUCAGGAAUGGAGAGCAGUUCAUCGGCAGUCGUUCCCGAAGCGGAAACUUUGAUCGAUAACACUUGUCAAGCUGACCACGACCAUCAUCAUCAUCAUCAUCAUCAUCAUGGCCCAGUCAUUCCGAACAGUUCAACGCCGAAUAUCGCGAAAGAGGAACUCGUCGCCAGUGGUUCAUGUGCAAGUGGAUGCAGCCACGACCACCAAGCCAGUCCAGUCAUUCCUGACAGCUCAACGCCAUUGGUUCAGAAAGUGAAACCCACUACCAGUACCUCGUCAUGUGGAAGUGGCUGUGAUCAUCAUCACGAAACAGUCGUUAGAACAGCCUCGCCGCCACUUAUUGCAAAAGAGAAAACCUCGACCGACAGCUCAUGCGGGGGCAGUUGCAACCACCAUGAUGAUGCCGCUGCACACGAAGGACAGACUGAAGGGGCCGCUCGAAAAUCCGGCGGAUGCGGUCAUCACCACGGCCCGGGGUGGGGACCAAAUACUGUAGAGGCUAAACUUCGAAGGAAAAUUGCAAAAGUUUGGCGCGAAAUAAAGAAAAAUCUCAAAUAUUUAUGCAAUAAGCUGAAAGAUGUGCUCUCCCGUGGCCGCAAACCGAAGACCAAGUGA
Puccinia triticina is the source of this 924-nucleotide messenger RNA. RefSeq lists its product as uncharacterized. The record is from RefSeq and is a predicted model, not a curated record. NCBI's taxonomy places the organism in Eukaryota, Fungi, Basidiomycota, Pucciniomycetes, Pucciniales, Pucciniaceae. The transcript is spliced from 2 exons. The coding region runs from base 1 to 924 and encodes 307 amino acids.